AUGUACGAGUGUUGGACACAGAUGAACGAAAAGGCCCGAGCAUACAUCUUGGCUAGCCUUAACGACGUUUUGGACAAGAAGCAUGAGCCCAUGAUCAAUACACGUGAGAUCACGGAGUCCCUGUGGGGAAUGUUCGGACAACCGUCCGCGCAGCUCAGGCACGACGCUCUUAAGUUCAUCUUCAGCUUCAAAAUGAAGGAGGGAACAUUUGUUCGUGAUCAUGUUCUGAACAUGAUGGUCCACUUCAAUGUGAUAAAGAUUAACGGAUCGAGCAUUGAUGAGGCCAACCAAGUUAGCAUUAUUCUGGAGUCGUUACCAGAAAGCUUCCUUCACUUCGUAAGCAACGCUAUUCUAAACAAGCUUGAUUACAACCUUAUAACUCUACUCAAUGAGUUGUAA
Benincasa hispida (wax gourd) is the source of this 399-nucleotide messenger RNA. NCBI's taxonomy places the organism in Eukaryota, Viridiplantae, Streptophyta, Magnoliopsida, Cucurbitales, Cucurbitaceae. The record is from RefSeq and is a predicted model, not a curated record.